UGACGAUUGUGACAAAACAAUUCGAUUGCAAUUUUACGAAUUACUAAAAUAUUAUAGGUACUUUAAAUUAAUUACACCUUUCUUUGUUGCCUCAUUGCGUUCUUACUCACUGCUAUAUAACAGUUUUUGUUAUUUUUUCUUCUUCGAGGACUUACGUGUUGUUCACUUAAUAUUACUGAUCGUAAGAACUGACCUUGUAUUUAUUGGAUGUUAUAAACUUAAUGUGUAAGACUCUACAGAAAUUAAAGCUUAUGGUGUUUGUAAUGCGAUAGUUUUGAUAAAAAAUCUCAUACGAUAUCAAAUAAAAUGAAAUCUAGCAAACGAAGACUUCAGGCACUCACGGAGGGCACCGAUGGCUUACCUAAUUACCUUAAAAUGGAAGAUUCUGAAACGUCAAUUCCGCCAGUUUUUAGAUCUAGAUUGCACGAUUUAUUCUCUCAGAUAGAAAAAGAAUUUGACCUUCUGUAUACUGAGAAUCUCAAUUUACAGGAGAAGAUUGAUAUUCUAAGUGAAAAAUUGGAAAGAGAAAGUUAUGUGGGAGACCGUCAAAAUUUAGAUUACAUAGAAUUUGAAACUACAGGAAAAAAUACCAAAGGAAAGUUGUCACAAAGCAAUUCUCAGAAAGUAAAGGCAAGCCACAAAUUGCGAGUGCAGACUAGUAAGAUAGUAUCCAGUUUCAAAGCACCCACAUACAAUUGCCAGUUGAUUAGAGAAUUCACUGGACACAAAGAUGGUAUUUGGGAUGUGACAUCUGCUCGACCAGGCCAAGCUCUUAUUGGAACUGCAUCUGCUGAUCACACAGCUUGUGUAUGGAGCGUAGAAUGGGGAAAGUGUCUUCUGCAGUAUACGGGCCAUCUGGGGUCAGUCAACUCAAUCAGAUUCCACCCAACGCGAGAUAUAGCUCUUACAAGUAGUGGAGACAAUACUGCUCAUGUCUGGCAGGCUGCUGUGAACUGGGAUCUGCCACGUGGACAAUCUUCUGAAGAGGAGCUCGAGGGUGGCGGCGAAGAGAGUCUUGGUGAAGGUGGCGACCGACCUGAAGUGCUCCGUACUCCUCUUACUGAGCUUAGUGGACACCUUGGUGUAGUGGUAGCUGCAGAUUGGCUCACUGGUGGUGACCACGUCAUCACAGCUUCGUGGGACAGAACAGCCAACUUAUAUGAUGUUGAGACGGGAGACUGUUUACAGGUUCUAACAGGUCACGACCACGAGCUUACCCAUGCUUCGGCUCAUCACAGCUCCCGCCUCGUAGUGACGGCGUCGCGCGACACUACCUUUCGUUUAUGGGACUUCCGCGAACCCAUACACUCCGUUUCCGUAUUUCAAGGACACACUGAGAGUGUCACAUCAGCAGUAUUUACGCGAGAAGAUAAAGUAGUUUCCGGUUCCGAUGACAGAUCUGUGAAGGUGUGGGAUGUACGCAAUAUGCGAUCAGCUCUAGCAACCAUCCGGUCUGACUCCUCAGUGAACCGCGUGGGAGUGAGUAGCGGUGGCCUAAUUGCCAUCCCACAUGAUAACCGACAAGUUCGUCUCUUCGAUCUUCAAGGACAGAGGUUGGCUCGCCUCCCCAGAUCCAGUCGACAAGGCCAUCGGCGUAUGGUGACAUCUGUGGCGUGGGCAGAAGACACACUGUCCAGCAUAAACUUCUACAGCUGUGGCUUCGACCGGCGCAUUCUUGGCUGGUCCAUCCAGCCUUCCAAAGAGAACUGAACGGUUUCUCCAUGAAGCAAUAUAAAUGGGGUCUUGCUUCAUCGAUACCGAGGUACUUCCAGGUUAUGGUGAGUCAUCAUUAACAUACUAUGUGGAUCUUAUAUCAAUAUUAUUGCUCACUAGAGCAGCAUACUGUCUUCUUACAUAUACAGGAUCUCCACAUUCUAUGUGUCCUACUUAUUGAACUAAGUUAUGUGUCACUUUUUAAUUGAUACCUAUAUAAGUGAUUUUUUUUUUAUUUGUGAAAAAUUGUUAAUUAUAGAUUUGAACAACAGAUAUGAUAGAAUUAAGUACAUAGAAAAGUUCACAAGGAUGUCUCAAUCUAACCUACUGACUUAAAAUAAAUUGUACCUUUAAUUUGGGAUAUGGAAUUGUAUAAUGGUAUUCAAAAUUGUUAUUAUAAUAAUUUUGGACUUUUCAUAUUGUAACCUACUCGAAUAUGUACUCUUCUAAUUAUAUCUAUUGACACGAACAUAUUAAAUUGGUGUAUUAAAAUAUAAUAAUUCCAAAACAAAUAUUUUCCAACUUUGUGCACUUUACAUAUAAUAACAACAUUGUACAUACUUUAUUAUUUGGCCACAGUGUCAAAUAUAGAAAAUAAACGAAAUGUCAGCAAAAAUACCUCAACUAUCAAGCACAAUUAGUUAGUUAUAAAAUA
Molecule: messenger RNA, 2368 nt
Organism: Achroia grisella
Lineage: Eukaryota; Metazoa; Arthropoda; Insecta; Lepidoptera; Pyralidae
Gene: Wdr37
Product: WD repeat-containing protein 37
Exons: 9
Coding region: 307-1710 (467 amino acids)
Cellular component (GO): preribosome, large subunit precursor
Molecular function (GO): protein binding
Source: RefSeq, a predicted model, not a curated record